AUGAGACGAAGGACGUCAGAGAGGGCCUCGGAGUCCAGCCAGAUCCGCCAUCCCGUAGGGUCUGCUUUCAACAUCCUGCGACAUCUGGCACCUCAGUCCAUCCAGGUCAUCCGGUUCUCCUUUCCCAACACAACACUUAAGGAACGGAUUCAAGCCCAACGCGAUCAGGAUAAUGCAACGCUGGCAGUGCUUGAGUUUCGCCAUCACGUGACGUUCCUGCUACAUCUUGACCCGGACACUCGGCUUGCUACGCUUCAUGCUCCUCGGCCGGGUCGUGGCGAGCGCGACCCCGCUGAAGAAUUCCUGCACCUCGAUGUGGGAGACUGGGACUUCGCAGUGAAGCGGUUUACCGUCCUUUCCGCCGAGGAUUACACCCCAGCAGUGGUGGGCGAGGGUCUGUACCAUAUUUCGGGCCUUCCACCAUCAUCAGAGGACCAUCGCGAUGUAUCGCUGUGGCGACUGAUCUUGCGGCGCAUACUGCCAACCGGUGAUACUCAAGUGACGGAGCAGAUGGAAAUCGACCGUUUCAUCGCUACGCUCGCAACGUCGUCGCGGGGCCAGCCAUUUAAGUACUCUGUUCUCCUCCAAGAGAAACAGCAUCAUGCGGAGGUGUGCGCGCAGGUCUUGCAGGCAGUACAGCACCGCCUGCAACAUGACCAACAGCCACUCGAGGACGCGUUCAGGGAAAAAAGCAAGGAAUGCAACGCGCAAAUGGAAGAACAUGCGCGACUGCGUGGGGAUAUCAAAACCUUUUCUCUAGCCAAUACUAACAGGCUCAAGGCCGCGGUUGAGAAGCUAGAACUGGAAUUGGCGGAGCUGAGUGCACGCCAUGAAAAGUUUGAUUCUCAGACGCGUGGUUUGAAAUGUUGGGCUACCUACACGGACAAGUUCACCAGCAACCUCGACAACCUAGAGUACUGGUCUACAGAAGCAGGAAUGUGCAACCAGAUUGGUGGACUCAUUGGAUACUUCAACCCGGCCACAGAUGUUGCCAGUGCACGAUGGCUGAAGCGAGACGAGACACCCGCAGCGAUGGGCACCAACACCACAUUCCUCCAGAGUCUCGAUGUCGUUGAGACUGACAUGGACGGCAUGAACCUCGAAGAUCUCCAGCUGGAUCCAGAUCUCUUUAUCGAGCUGCACCUCAGCGAUGAGGAGCUGGUCGAGCUGGGCAUGAACGAGGACAUAGUGCUGUUGAAGCAAGAGACGCAGCCCAUCGAGGAACUCGUUGAGCCCAGGCUAAACGAUGCGGACGCCACUGCUGCUGCCUGGGCUCCAACGGCUGUGGUUGAGCUGUCUCAGACGGGUGCUAUCGCGUCCAUUUCAGCUCCCGCUCCCACAGGGCAGAUAUGGCGUGUCAGAAACGUCAAUGCAACCCAUGAGGGGUAG
Messenger RNA from Lasiodiplodia theobromae, 1389 nucleotides. RefSeq lists its product as uncharacterized. NCBI's taxonomy places the organism in Eukaryota, Fungi, Ascomycota, Dothideomycetes, Botryosphaeriales, Botryosphaeriaceae. The record is from RefSeq and is a predicted model, not a curated record. The transcript has 5 exons. The coding region runs from base 1 to 1389 and encodes 462 amino acids.